GAACGGCUUCGCGAGUUGGGGCAGCUCCUCGCGCUCGGCCCUGCUCGGCGGCGAGAGCUCCGCCUGGGCGCCGCGUUCCUACAGCCGCCGGAGCCGCCAGGCGCCGAGGGAACGGACAGACCUCCGCGCACCCUUGCCGACCGGGGCGGGCAGAGGCGGGCAAGCGGCGAACGCCUGGGAGCGCGGAGAGCCAGGCCAGCCCGGAGCGCGCCGGGGACACCCUGUGCGCCCCGAGUCCCGGCACCAUGCGACCCGCCGCGCGUCCUCGCGGGCCCGGGGCUUCGCUCUUCGCUCGCUGAGCCCCUGCGCUCGCCACCACGGAAACUCGGAAAGAGGAGGCGAGGCUGUGGGGAGCGGCGCGGAGACGGACUAGACUUCCCCUCCGCCCCCAAGAGGCUGCCGGUCCCCGGUUCCCUGGGCUUCUCCAGCUUUAUCAUGAACCUGGCGCAAGGUUGGCUUUAGGAAAAAUUCUGGAGCCAGAGGGAGAGUCAAGGCAAUUCUUUGGUUGCUAAGUGUGAGUGAAGACACUCAGGAUGGCUCAAGGAUCCGGGGAUCAAAGAGCAGUGGGGGUUGCUGACCCAGAGGAGAGUUCUCCAAACAUGAUCGUUUACUGCAAAAUUGAAGACAUCAUUACAAAGAUGCAAGAUGACAAGACAGGGGGUGUGCCCAUCAGAACAGUCAAGAGCUUUCUCUCCAAAAUCCCCAGUGUCGUCACAGGUACUGACAUUGUGCAGUGGCUUAUGAAGAACCUUUCCAUUGAGGACCCAGUUGAAGCAAUACACUUGGGGAGCCUUAUCGCUGCCCAGGGCUACAUCUUUCCAAUCUCAGACCAUGUUCUCACCAUGAAGGAUGAUGGCACCUUUUAUCGUUUCCAGGCUCCGUACUUCUGGCCUUCGAACUGCUGGGAACCUGAAAACACUGACUAUGCCAUCUAUCUCUGUAAGAGGACAAUGCAAAAUAAAGCAAGGCUGGAACUGGCAGAUUAUGAAGCAGAAAACUUAGCAAGACUCCAGAGGGCCUUUGCGAGGAAGUGGGAAUUCAUCUUUAUGCAAGCAGAAGCACAAGUAAAGAUUGACCGGAAAAAAGACAAGACAGAAAGGAAAAUUUUGGAUAGUCAAGAACGAGCCUUUUGGGAUGUCCACAGGCCUGUGCCAGGCUGUGUGAACACAACAGAAAUGGAUAUCCGAAAAUGUCGACGUUUGAAGAAUCCACAAAAGGUUAAAAAGUCCGUGUAUGGCGUGACUGAAGAGUCCCAGGCACAGAGCCCGGUGCAUGUACUCAGCCAACCAAUCAGGAAAACAACAAAAGAGGACAUCCGGAAACAGAUAACAUUUUUGAACGCACAGAUCGACAGACAUUGUUUGAAAAUGUCCAAAGUGGCUGAAAGUUUAAUUGCCUACACGGAACAAUAUGUGGAAUAUGACCCUUUGAUAACACCAGCUGAGCCAUCCAACCCUUGGAUCAGCGAUGACGUUGCUUUGUGGGACAUAGAGAUGAGCAAAGAGCCCAGCCAACAGCGAGUAAAAAGAUGGGGCUUCUCUUUCGAUGAGAUAUUGAAGGACCAGGUGGGGCGGGACCAGUUUCUACGAUUCCUGGAGUCCGAAUUCAGUUCAGAAAACCUCAGAGCAUGUGCUGCGGGCAAAGGACUGCCCCUCCAAAGUUAAUGUGCAACAUCCAUGCACUUAUUUGAAGUUGAGACCAUCGGUCCCAUACGUCAAUCAAGUGAUAUUUAUGCUACACCUGUGCUGUAUCAAGCCCUGUGAGAGUCUGCUGAGAGAUGCAAGUCAAGAUGUGUGAUCUUUGCCUGUAACGACCUUGUAGGUCCUUGAGGAAAAAACACAAGAAAUGAUUAAAUCAUUGAAUGUCUAUAAAUGAGUGUAAACUCUAAGAACCAUUUCGAAAGCAUUUAAAGGAGAAGAAUCAAAGCUGAAGUAGUUAAAUCAUAAGCUGGACUUUGAAGAAUACACAGGAUAAUAGUAGACGAAGAAGCAGGAGAGAGAAUAUUCCAAGCUGGAGGACCAAAUGAGGAAAGAGGUGGCCGUGGGACUCUCCCACUCCAUAAGGUCCUGAGAGGACACGUAGAUGCCGACUAGCUGUAUGGAGCGUGCUGUUCUAGGCAUCCACGUGUCUGUUAUAAACCAGACAAGGUUGAGUAUCUUAUUUUGGGUUAUUAUACAAGAGCCUUUCCUUGUGCUGAAGCAUGAUUCCAAACACAUCUCAGAGCUUCAUUUCAAUGCCUAAUGAAGCAUUUGUAACAGAAGGCUUGACUUCUAAUACUCUUCACUAGGGUGGUGCUCAGACUAGCCUCCCUGUAUAGGAAGGAAGGCUCUCUGUGGCCAGCUUGAUGGACCCAGGUGGCCUCUCUGUGUAGCCAGCUCAGUCCCAGUUUCCACCCCCUCCAUGGUCCCUAUGAGCCACCCCUGGGAGUCCUUCUCAUCUUCCCUUCUUACCUGUUCCCCUUGGGUCUCCAAGAUGGAGCGGUAUAGAGGCCCCCUUUACCUAACUACCUCUAAGCCCGUAAGUAGCCUCAGGACCCUCUGCUGCCUGCACUCUUGCAGAGAGCUUGAAGAAUGACCCAGAGUUUGGUCAUUGUGAGGGUCCCAGGAGCAUCCACUGGCUCAGCUGCCACCUUGCCUGGUCAGAGCAUUCAUUCUAGAAAGUCCCGAGUGUAGCCAGAACCACAUAUCAGUUCAGACUAGUUUCACAAAUUAUGCAUCACACUUAAAGCCCAGAGUGCACCAAGGAGUGUGUCCCUGGCAGGUGUUCAGUGCUUCUUCCUGCCAUCACCUCCUGCGCCUCUGCCAGCUCCUUUCCCCAUGCCAGGAGGGCUACAUUUAAUCUUGGGUGAAAGCAUGCAUGUGAGCAUGUGUUCAUGUGCCAGAGCCUAAGCCACACCCCCAGAAUGCAGAAAUCCAGACUUCAGAGGGUCACCCCUGCUCCAUGACAGGAAAGGAAAUAGAAUAGCAGGGAGGAAAAGGAUAGCCAAGAGCCUCUAAAAUCCUCUCUGGAUGCCCAAAUUCCAUUUUUAUGAUAUUCAGCAUAACUGGAUACAUGGUGGGUGAGAGAGAAGCUCAGUCGUAAAUCACAUAACUGUAGGACUCUUCAGUCACCCAUCACAGGGCAGCCUUUUCCCCGUUCCAUUGCGUUCAUCCCUUCAGCUGCAGAUAUCAUCUUAGCACCAACCGUGGCACAGGGCUGGCGGAUUUAGAGCUGACUGAGUAAAUAUCAGGGUGGCCAGGCAUGGCUAUACAGAUGCACCUCCACUGUGGCUCAUGCCAUGGAGGCCCCUGGGAGUUGUGCAAUAUGGCACAACUUGAGGAUCCUGCCAACCUGUCAUGUUGGCCGUGCUGGAGUCGUCCCUUCUCCGCAGGAUUGGUGAGGGGCCCAGGCCACUGGCAUUGGAGCAUGGCAGGAAAAAGCCUGACCAGAACUCACCUGGGUAAAUUACAAAGUGCUUCUCCACUUCCUCUGUCCUCCUGUGCUCCCUCUCAUCUCUCCAGUGAAAGGGCUGCUUAGAUCAUAACAUUCUUGCACAACCCACGGGGUGCCAGUUAAGUAGCCAAGUGGCUGAAUUUCUAUCAGAGCUUCAGAAUGCGGAAUGGAGGAGCCCCAAAGUGUCACCCUGGAUCCUUUAAGGAACAAUUUCUAUGAUGAUGUAAUAGAAGUUGACAUCCCCUUUGAUCAGUGUCUUCUGGGUGGGUCUGUGAGAUGAGGGUGGGGGCAUCAUCUCUGUGGACUGGGUGGGGUAUGACCAGCAGCGCAUUUUGCUGAAGCUGUGAGCUCUCUGUGGCAGGGUCUACCUCUUUUUCUCCUUUUCUGACCCACCUGAGCUGGGUGCAGGCUCCCUUUGCACCGAGUGGACCCACAGACAGCUGUUUGUUGAGUGCCUUGGGAAUGCUCAUGGCUUCUGUCCACAAGGCAGGGGCCUCACAGCUCUGAUGCAGGGAGCUCCGCUCAGUUUCUUGGCCUCAUCCUUCUUCCUGCUUUGUGCAUUUUCCCAGAAUAAUGACAGUCACUCCUUCCCAUCUUUGCUCCCUCUCCCACAUCUCCCCUACACAAAUCUUUGUCCUCCCUGGCUUGACACCCUCUGCUGCACAGCAGAGAAUGAGUUAAAAAUCAAAACCCACAGCAAAGAGUGUCCCCCGUACAUUUUUUGUGAGCUGUAACAUCUCCUGAGAGAAGGUAGUUGUUCUUCUAACCUGCAGAUUGAUGAUCCGAGUUCCACACAGUGUCGGCUGAAGGGAGAAGCAAUUAAAAGAGAACACAGUGGGGCACCAGGUUCAUCUCGAGAGCUCUUGUCUCUGGCAGUUGCCCUGAGUCCAAGGAAGACCUCAGAAGGUUCACUAGGCCCAGCAGGAUCCACCACUUACCAAACCCAUGAUUAAUAGGAACAGAGGUGACUCCCACGACACCACAACCAUCUGCAGUGUUUCAGUCACUGCCCAGUGAACAGAACUCAGCUUCAGUGGUGCUGGGGGUGGUUACUAACGUAGGCACCCCGGAAUUUUAGCCCCACCGGGAACUAAACCAAGUUUAAGCUCUGCUGCCUACGUCUCUGGUUGACCAGCAGAGGGCAUAGAAACACUUUCUUCUCUCCUGGAGUUUGCUUUUUCUCUGGGAGCGAACCAAAAGCUGUAUUUUCUAACCCAUGAAAAUUCUAGUUUAUGAAAAGAUAUGUAAACUGGUGACUGAGGGCCUGCCCAGACCUCCUGGUAGGAUGGAGAAUGAUCAAGGGCCAAAUGGUUUGUCUUACCCAGCCAGCCUUGAGAAAAUCCUCUUCCUUGAAAGCCUCUAGGGAGAAAGGAGGCUCCCACUGGGGCAGCCCCUGGAUGGUCCUCCAGCCCUGUUCUCCACUGCUUCGCCCCAGUGGUAUCUGAGCCCAGGCUGCCUCGCUCCAAAAGCUAGUUUCCCCGCCAGCAUUUCUAAGUCAUGAACACGGAUCAAAUGCCCGCACAGGGGCUGCCUCCCUACUGCAGCUAUGACAAUUGGCAGAGACCAGGGGCAGGUCAGGACAGGUGGUCUCCCAGAUAUUAGUCCUUGUGGCCUGCCAGUCACAACGGCCCUUCUGCUGCAAGCCAUGGAGGCUCAGUGCAGGAUGGAUGGAUUUGAUGCAGCUGCUGGCAUUUCACUCCCUGCCGCUGCCCUUGGGGAGGAGCGGUACCUGCAGGUUUUUUAUAAGAGCAGAAGCUUCCAAAGCUUCAAGGGGCUUCCCAUGGGCAGCAGAUGUGCAGAGAGGAGCUGCUGUGGCUCUCUGCAGCGGGGAAUGUGGCCUGGGCUCUGAGUUCCCAGCUCAGGCCUGUGGGGCUCGAAGAUGGCCAACACUAACCAAAGCCUGUUCUGAAUUUCAAAUUGACACAAAGGUUCCUCAAAACCAGUGAUGGUAAACACAUACGGGAUGUCAGGAUGCUGCUGUGACAGCAGUUUUGCUGUUGCCUGAGAGAGACAAGGCAGGUCAACUCCAAGGCAGACAGAAGGCCAGGGAGAGUCCCCAGUGUGUGCAGGGAGAGAAAACUGCUGUCUAGGGAAUGUUACCCCAUACCUUCCCCCUCUCCCUUCUUGCCCUUUCCCCCUCCUUCCCUCCCUUUCUCUCCCCUCCCCUUCCUCUUCCUCCAGCAUGCCUGUUGUUUUCACUUGUACUUAAAAAAAUUCUUGGUUUUAUGUGACAAAGAAAACCUUUUUAUUUUUACAUAAAAGUUUAUUAAAUUUGAUUCCGCGGCCUGGUGCAAUGGCUCACGCCUGUCAUCCCAGCACUUUGGGAGGCCAAGGCGGGCGGAUCACUUGAGGCCAGGAGUUCAAGACCAGCCUGGCCAACAUGGUGAAACCCCAUCUCUGCUAAAAAUGCAAAAAUUAGCUGAGCAUGGUGACAUGCCCCUGUAAUUCCAGCUACUCAGGAGGCUGAGGCAGGAGAAUAGCUUGAACCUGAGAGGCGGAGGUUGCAGUGAGCCGAGAUGUAGCCACUGCACUCCAGUUUGGGUGACAGAUCAUGACCCUGUCUCAAAAAAAUUGAUUAUGAAAUUUGUAUUUCCAUCAGCUCCGGUCAUCUCUAUAUCCAGCUGAGUGAUGUACAUUUUCAUGUGGCACCCAAAUCAUCCUGCAAAAAGGACCCUGAGCCCUCAGGAACCGCAGGGAGCCUGCAGAGCUCCCAGGGUCCUCAGGGCCUUCCCACAGGGGCUCAGCAGCUCCUCCUCAGUGCUGACAGAGGUGACAGAAAGUGACCUCCCAUGUGGCAUUGAUUGAGGGGGCAGGAAAUCACCCAGGUGUCAUCCAUUUGUGUGAGAAGUUGCAGGGGCCCAGGGGGCGUGGGAAGACGCUGACCCAGAAGGUUGCUUCCAGCCAGGGAUUCAGCCCAGACGGCCUCCCUCUGUGAACCUGGUUCUCCUGUCUGCCUAGCAUGGGGCUGAGGAAGCCUCACUGACUUCGUCUCUGGACAUUUGACCCCUUCUGGGCCUUGGAAAAGCCAACACUGGCUUCUUCCUAUAGAGCCAGGUUCCCCGCAUCUUUCACCUACUGGUCAGACAUGGCCUUCCAGGCAGAGAAAGCCUUGUAGGUACUCUCACCAGCAGAUGGCCAUUUUCACUUGGCAAGCCUCCCGGCCACUUCCUUCUUUUCACAGCAGACCUGAGAGAGUGGACAGAGAGCCCUACAGAACCUAGGGCAGGCCUGGGAGAUGGAGGAGACCCAUGCCCCAGCUCAAGAGUCAAGGGCCCACCUGAACAAUGAGGUAGGGGAACAGCUCCUUUCAAGCCCUUCCUUCCCCACCCUCUCUGGACUCUGGAUAAAGAAACACGACUGCUUUCCUCUCACCCAGAAGCCAGAAGGACCUGAGCACCCAGGACUUGUGGCUGUCAGAGAGCUGUGGAAGGGCAGGGGACACCAGAUGGCAGCAGCAAGAGCUGGGCGGCAGCAUCUGCCCAGGCCACCUGCGGAGAGAAGGCUGGAAUCCGAGGGAUCACACUGGGCCAGCAUUGAGCCUGUGGCCACCACACUGACCCCUCCUCAGCUCCCCCUCACAGGACCUGAAAGCAUUUCUGAGUUAAGUCUGCAUAGGAAGUUUUCCAGAGCCAUGCCACAUAUCCCUCCAUCCACUCAGUGCCCAUUUUACAGAUGAAGAGAGAGGCACCCAGAAAGGUACACCAAGGCAAGAUAUGGCGUAGACAGGAUGAGGGCAGAGCCAGCUUCCUGAUCUGAUGGAAGUCAUGAAGCCUUCUCUGCCUUACGCUUGGCUCUGCAGGGUCGCUGAGAGGUUCCUUUAAGGAGAUCAUCAGAAUCCUAAAUGGCAAAAAAUGGCAAAUCAGGGGAAGAGUUGGAGCCCAGCAUUUGGGGACACACACACACACACACAGUCGUCUUGCCUUGCAGAAAUUGGGUUGCAUUACUCCAGUCUGCCACUGAGUGGCACCUUUGGGCCAUGCACUUGGCUCCAAAGACAUUUCUCUGAACAGCAACAGAAAAACAUGUUUAACCCUAAAAAAAAAAAAAAAAGAAACAAGUACAUCUUACUUUGGAUGAAAUUUGAUGACAGAUUGAAUGCACUGUCUGCACUUUCCACCACGUCAUGUUUCAGCUUCGCUUGUCCCUCCCUUUCUGUUGACUAGACUACCUGUGAUUCCCGCUGCUCUCGGAACCAGCACAGGACCUACUCUCUUACUCACUGAUGGGGGAGCUGGCCUGUCCAUGCACAGGGCAAAGGAUAUGACACCCAGACCUGGAUCCUGCUGCAAGGCUGCCUUGGGAACCAUCCUUAAGACCCGGUAGCUGUUGUCCAAGCUUUGGCUCUGGCUGCUGCUGCUCUCAGCAGAAAAGAGCUCACUGCUCCCAUGCGGAUGCUGAGGGAUUAAACAGAGGCAAAUACGGAAGUGAGCAGAUUUUUCUCUCUUGCUCUCAGCAGAAGGAGAACCAUUCUGCAGAGAAGUUUUCAACAUAUGCCUCUUCAGCAUUGCUCCAGAUGCGUCCGUCUUCACUCUGAAACCCAUAUAUUGAGCACCUACUAUUUGCCAAGCACCGUGCUGAGCACUGAUGUGAAUUGGCUCAGUUUCUCCAUCUAUAAUAGGAAUGGCUGGUUCAUUCUUACACAGAUAGUCUUUAUGAUUCCAGGACACUGCCUGCUUCUGGGAUCUCUCCUCCAUUUUGAUGCCAUCACUUGAUCCCAACUAGAUUUGACAAAGGGUCUCACACUGUCUGCAUGGUGGCAUGUAUGUAGCACUGGGGUUCUCAACCAGGAAUGAGUUCAUCUCCCAGGGGACAUUGGGCAAUGUUUGGAAACAUUUUUAGUUGUCAUAACUUGGGAAGGGGGGUUGCUAUUGGCAUCUAGUGGGUAGAGGCCAAGGUUGCUGCUAAACAUCCUACAUUUCACAGAAUAGCCUCAACAACAAAGAAUUAUCCAGCCUGAAGUGGCAAUAGUGCUGAGGUUGAGAAACCUUCAUGUAGAAGGAGAGAAAUCCCGUUCUGAUAACGAGAAGCACAUUGAUCUUUUAAUAUGCAAUUCUUUUCUGUUCUGCACCAUAGGAACACCUUUGAUGUUUUCACAAUCUCCAUGGUCUUUGCAGCUCAUGUAGUGGCAUCAGGGCAGGCUGAGAGAUGCAGCAGAAUGGGUUUCAUGGGACAUCAGCUCUGGGGCCAUCUCAGGCAACAUCCCGAUGCUGAGCCCCCUGGAACUGACUGUGUUUCUGCUCCCACUUCAGGUUCUGGCUGGCUGUCCAAGAUCUUAAGAAACAACCCCUACAGGAUGUGGCCAAGAGGGUAG
Messenger RNA from Homo sapiens (human), 8743 nucleotides. RefSeq names its product regulator of G protein signaling 6 (gene RGS6). The record is from RefSeq and is a predicted model, not a curated record. Gene Ontology annotation, cellular component: nucleus; cytosol; membrane. Gene Ontology annotation, molecular function: GTPase activity; GTPase activator activity. Bases 534 to 1664 code for a protein of 376 amino acids. Gene Ontology annotation, biological process: intracellular signal transduction; regulation of G protein-coupled receptor signaling pathway; G protein-coupled receptor signaling pathway. NCBI's taxonomy places the organism in Eukaryota, Metazoa, Chordata, Mammalia, Primates, Hominidae. The transcript is spliced from 15 exons.